Molecule: messenger RNA, 412 nt
Organism: Mycena citricolor
Lineage: Eukaryota; Fungi; Basidiomycota; Agaricomycetes; Agaricales; Mycenaceae
Source: the annotation of a GenBank genome assembly
AGCUGGUCCAGCGGGGGCCGCGGAUCUCCCCGGGGAUCAGCCACGUAGCGCAGCACCGUCGACGGGUACAGGAAGUGGCGGUCUGAUUUCCGGACGAGCACGUUCACCGCAUCGACCGACGGCCAGGACUCGGGUAUUGUGCCGGGGGCGCGCGUCGAAGUGAUCUCGCUGAUUCCGGCCCACAGAAACGUGCGGAUGUCCGAUUCGGAGCUGAACAAUUGCAGCGGAAUCCGGUUGGCCAUACCUCUGAAGACGGGCAGAUCGAAUGCCGCCUCGAGAUGUGUACUGGAGCGGCUUGUUAUGAGAAAGCAGAGCGGCAGUCGAUGGACAGCGAGUAGCUCGGCGAUGAGCAUCAGCACCUGCAGCUGGGCGUCGUCUCGCUCACACGCAUCCAAGGCAUCGAUGACGACCA